CUGGUCGAGAGCUGGAUCGAGAGAGCAUCUCGCCCGCUUCCUGCCGUCCUUCACGGCCGGGCCGCGCCGCGCUCUGCGGACGCCUGUCCAGCUCCUUCCUCUCUCCAGUCCCACCUGCAGGCUCGCCGGGAACGACAAACGCCUUCAGAAAGGGCUCAACCGGGCCUUAAGCCUGGCAAAGCAGCGCUGACACCGCGCUCGAGCGGCUGGAGAUUUGGGGGAGGGGAGGAGAGGGGAGCGCGGGUCCUGCCAAGCAGUGGUGCUUUAUUCCAGCAGCCCUGGAGCUGGGGAUCCUGUCUGUGUUCAGCCAGGAUAAAAGUACUGCCAGCUGGUGUCAGGCCCAAUAUGCAUUUGUCUUUUCUGUACCUCUGGCUGUGUUUCCUGAGUGGGUGUGAGGAGCAUGUGGGUCUCUUGUCUUUAACCUGAAAUAACAGACUUGAUUCAUUACCGAGUUGGCAGAGUGAAGAGUUGUCAGGAUGCUGAAGAACACCAAGGAAAAAAAGGGGUUAAGUUAUGUGCAGAAAGGCAUGGAGGGUCAAGAACUGCCUUAUGUGCUCAUUGACAGUAUAGGAGGGAAGCAUGGAGUAUAUGAAGACCAUCUUGAAUUUCUGAAGAAACAUUUUCAACUCAUCACCAUGAAAGAGUAUCUUGAAAACAAGAAAUUUCUCAGUGAAAAUAUCAAAGCUGUUUAUAUGUGGUAUCACAAACCAGUUAUUAAUGAAGGGCUGCUACAGAGCUUGCCUAACUUGAAGGUAGUUGCAAGCUCUGGAGUGGGGAUAGAUCACUUGGACCUGAAACUCCUCUCCAGCUAUGGUGUGAAAGUGUCCAACACUCCAUUUGCUGUUUCCACUGACACUGCAGACUUUGGGAUGGCUUUGAUGCUGGCAUCUUCCAGGAGGCUUGUGGAAGGCUAUCAGAUGGCAGUCUCACCCAACACAGAGUAUUCCCCUGCUGACUGCCUGGGGGCUGAGGUUUCUGGAGCAACCUUGGGGAUUGUGGGAAUGGGCACCAUUGGCUACAAAGUGGCUGAGAGAGCCAAAGCCUUUGAAAUGAAGAUUUUGUACCACAACAGGAAUCAGAGAAACAAGGAAGAAGAAAGUGCUGUUGGAGCUAUUUACUGUAAGAAGAUAGAUGAUUUGCUCCAGCAGUCAGAUUUUGUGUUGCUUUCUGUAAGCCUGACUCCACAGACGCACAAACUGAUUGGGAAGAGGGAGCUGGAGCUGAUGAAACCCACAGCUACUCUCAUUAAUAUCAGCAGAGGUCUGGUUGUGGAUCAGGAUGCUUUGGUGGAAGUCCUUCAAAACAAAGUUAUUAAGGCAGCUGCGCUGGAUGUGACACAUCCUGAACCUUUGCCAAGGGAUCACCCUUUGUUAAAUAUGAAGAAUGUUAUAAUAACUCCUCACAUGGCAAGUGCCACCAAAAAGACACGUCGCCUUAUGAUGGAGAACAUGACGGAAAGCAUAGAAGCUGGUCUUAGAGGUCUUCCUAUCCCUAAUGAAGUGCUACUGUAAAGCCACCUGCAUUUAAUGUGGAUGCCUUUAGUGUUUAUCCCAAUGUGAGGAAACGGUAAUUUGACCACUCUUGUGUCAUGAUCCCAUGUGUGUUAUACAGAUAACAUGUGUAAUGCAUCGAUUUAAAUUAUUUAAACAACUAAAAGUGAUUCUGUGUGGAAAACUGCAGUGUUUUGUCAUGAACUUCAAUGAGUCACUCAUGAGUCACACAAUCACACAGAAUCACAGAAUGUUAGGGAUUGGAAAGGACCUCAAAAGAUCAUCUAGUCUAGUCCCCCCACCAGAGCAGAAACACCUAGAUGAGGUUACACAGGAAGACUUCCAGGUGGGUGUUGAAUAUCUCCAGAGAAAGACACUCCACAGCCUCCCUGGGCAGCCUGUUCCAGUGUUCUGCUACCCUCACUAAGAAGUUGUUUCUUCUCAUAUUUAAGAGAAACCUCCUGUGUUCCAGUUUGUAUCCAUUGCCCCUUCUCCUAUCAUUGGUUGUCACCAAGAAGAGCCUGGCUCCAUCCCCAUGACACUCACCCUUUACAAAUUUAUAAACAUUAAUGAGGUCACCCCUCAGUCUCCUCCAAGCUAAAGAGACCCAGCUCCCUCAGCCUUUCCUCAUAAGGGAGAUGCUCCACUCCCUUCAUCGUCUUUGUUAGCCUGUGCUGGACUCUCUUCUCCAGCAGUUCCCUGUCCUUGAACUGAGGGGCCCAGAACUGGUCCAUAGUCCAUAGUCUUGUGUUGGUGUACUUUAUUUUUCCUGCAUGCUCUUAAAAUGGCCUGUCGGCACACCACCAAACUGAAGGACAUUUGCGUCGUGCUCUAGUGCCGCCGCCGAACCUCAUGGCCGGGCAGAGCACAGUCAGCGUGUCCGCCCGGCUGCUUCUGCCGCCGCGGCAGCAGCGCUUGUCCUUGGGGAACAGCUUGCAAGGCCUUUGCUGGGGCGGCCUUUUCAUGGGAAGGCAUCAACUGUGUUUAUUUUCACGUCCAAAUAACUCACCAACUAACAGAGCCUGUGCCCGGGUUUGCCUGCGCGGGACGAGGCCGCGCCUGUUUACGAGCUGUCCCCCAGCCCCGCGGGCCCGCCCUUGCGCCUGUGCCCGGGCAGCUCUGCCCCGCUUCCCGCCCGGGCCGGCAGGGCCGCCCACCAGCAUCGCCGUGACCGCCGGGGCGCUGCAGCCUCGGGCCGCCGCGCCGCGAGGGGGAGCCGGCACCGCCGGGCGGCCGCCGUGGAGAGGUUCACAGCGCCGGGCCGGGCCGGGCCGGGCCGCGGCGGCAGCAUGUGGGGCGCCCGGGCGGCGGCGGUGCUGCCGUGGUGCCGGGCGCUGCGCAGCUCCGCCGCCCUGGGCGGUACCAGGCACCUGCUGAAGAAAAUGCUCCGCAAAAACAA
Columba livia (rock pigeon) is the source of this 2889-nucleotide messenger RNA. RefSeq names its product probable 2-ketogluconate reductase. The coding region runs from base 477 to 1511 and encodes 344 amino acids. The transcript is spliced from 6 exons. The record is from RefSeq and is a predicted model, not a curated record. NCBI's taxonomy places the organism in Eukaryota, Metazoa, Chordata, Aves, Columbiformes, Columbidae. Gene Ontology annotation, molecular function: oxidoreductase activity, acting on the CH-OH group of donors, NAD or NADP as acceptor; NAD binding.